AUGCCAUGUACUCAAUCGCCAUACAAGGACUAUCAUUAUGAAGAGCGUCGCGUUGGCUCUUCGGUCGAAUUCACUGUCAAAAAUCUGUCAAAAACGCGCGCCAAAAUAAUCACCACAUAUGCCACAUGUCUAUUAAACAAGGUCGUCGUGGUCUUGCUGAUGCUGGCAACAACAAGUAUCUGGCUGGAGGAACACAAACCUGCCUACCAAUAUGUGGGCGAGUCGACCCUUUCAAAGAUCGCGACAGCCUAUCCUCAAUGGUUGCUCGGGUUUCUUCGAAACAAAACACCAACCAUCGCACUCUUGUCUUUGUGGGUCCUGGCUAUAAUGGCACUCAUGAAACGUCCAUAUAAGAUUGAGUCCUUGUUUGUGGUCCACGGAAUUGGCCUGCAAGUGUAUUCGUCGGGUGGCUACUAUUUCAUGGGUCAGACGACGUUCCUGAACCUCGAUAGCAUCAUCGAUCUCGUGAUUCACGAAGGGUUCAAGGGGUUGGAGGUGAUAUUCUUUAUGACCAUUCUCGUUAAAGACAAGGACCGAACUGUGGUCAUAUUCCCCGAUUUGCUCCCUCGGCGGGAGCUCCUGGAGAGAGUCUGGAGAGAAAGUCGAACAUGCUUGUAUUCUGACCAGCCUGAACGGUUCCGCAAACCUGAAUUGAAGUAG
Yarrowia lipolytica CLIB122 is the source of this 660-nucleotide messenger RNA. The record is from RefSeq and is a predicted model, not a curated record. Lineage: Eukaryota; Fungi; Ascomycota; Dipodascomycetes; Dipodascales.